AUCCUCUGUCGUCUCGUUAUAAGUGAUUGUACUUUACAAGAACGAGGAGGGGGACGGUAUCUAUAUUUAGAGACAUAUGAUUGCGAAAUAUUAAAUGUUUUUAUCGGCUACGAUAUAUAUCGCGAUAAUAAAUUUCUAUAAUCUGACAGAAAUCUGUGUCACGCUUGACUCACGCUUAAUCUGUCUCAUUUUGUUACUCUUGUCAGAAAUAUUCAGAAUACGCGUGUAAAACAAAACGCGCGCGCCAUAAGACCUAUUGUGCUCCGCGUGUGAUAAAAGCAACGCACAGUGUUCCGAAAUAUUUCUGUGAUCGAUGUUUGCUUGAGUAAACAAAAUUUCGUAGACGUACGUAGAAUAUCUAUGGACGGAGUUAUAUGCAAUCGCAUAGAUCCAUUUGACACCUGCCGAAUUACAUAGGGCAUGGCAAGUUCAUGCUUCAGUGAUGUGGACGAAUAUGGUUUCGAACGACCACGCGAUUUCGAUUAUGAAACUUAUGAAGAUUUUAUGUCAGAGUACCUUAAGGUUCUUGCAAAAAUGGCCAAGAAAUGGGCAAAAAUUAUUGGCGAAGGAAAAUCAUUACAGCGAAGCAUUACCAUAAAGAGAUAUGUUCGUAAAGGCAUUCCAGGAGAACAUAGAGGAUUGGUAUGGCUCGCUGUGAGUGGCGGAGAAGAAAUAAGAAAUACAUCGCCAGAACUUUAUAAAAAAUUAUUGCAAUCUCCACAUAAUACAGAAAUUGUUGAAAUUAUAAAAACUGAUCUCCCAAGAACAUUUCCAGAUAAUAUAUUCUUUAAUAAUACAGAAAAUCAACAACAUCAAUUAUAUAAUAUAUUAUUGGCUUUUGCUCAUCAAAACAAAACUGUUGGAUAUUGUCAGGGUUUAAACUACAUAGCAGGUUUACUUUUGCUUGUAACAAAAAGCGAAGAGACAGCAUUUUGGUUACUAAAAGUAUUAAUUGACAAGAUCUUACCAGAUUAUUACACACGUACUAUGGAUGGUUUACUUACUGAUAUCGAUGUGCUCGCAGAAUUAGUAAGGAUGAAAAUGCCUGAUAUUUAUCAACAUGUAACAAACUUAGGAUUGCCUUGGGCAGUAAUUACAACAAAAUGGUUUGUGUGCUUAUUCGCAGAGGUCUUACCUAUAGAGACUACUUUACGUAUUUGGGAUUGCCUCUUUUACGAGGGUACCAAAAUUAUCUUCCGCGUUGCAUUGACGCUUAUAAAAAGGAAUAGAUCUAAUCUGUUAGCUUGUCAAGAUUUUACAACAUUAGCUGAAUGUUUCAAGGAAAUAACAAAAGACAGUAUUGUUUUACGAUGUCAUGAAUUUAUGCAGAGUAUUUUUAAAGUACCUGGAUCACUGCCUGGUAACACAAUAGCAAAACUAAGAACAAAAGUAACGCAACAACGUAUAGAACAAAAGCAAGAUAAGCUAGAACGAUAGUAGUAUUGAUCAAAUUUUUCACAUACACCGAAAUAUUCUAGUCAUUAUGUUAUUCAUUUGCAUCUUUUGCAAAAUGGGUGCAUGUAAAAUUGUAUUAUAUAUAUUUUGUUAUUGCAUAAUUAUUCUAUGCUCUAUUGUUGUAAAUACAACGUUUCAAGGAAAUUUAUUUAGCCAUGUAAAAAACUACAGAUGACACAUCUUCUCAAUUACUUUAAAUUUAUUUUAGCUUAUUAUUGUAUAUACAAUAUAAUAAAAAAACGAAAA
This is a messenger RNA of Formica exsecta, 1701 nucleotides long. RefSeq names its product growth hormone-regulated TBC protein 1-A. Bases 421 to 1437 code for a protein of 338 amino acids. The record is from RefSeq and is a predicted model, not a curated record. Lineage: Eukaryota; Metazoa; Arthropoda; Insecta; Hymenoptera; Formicidae. The transcript has 7 exons.